AGAUUCUGUCUGGUAAACAAAAUCACUGAACUGACACGUGUCACAGAUAAGACAAAAACAUUAAUUGAUGUUAUUUUAACAACCUACGAUGAACACUAUUCGACAGCUGGCUCGUUAAGUCUUGGUAUAAGCAAUCAUGAUCUUGUAUUCAUUGUUCGGAAGAAUAAACUCGUACGUCCCAAACCAUGGCUUAUUGAAUUUAGAAGCAUGAAAAACUUCAAUCAUUCGAAAUUCCUUGCUGAUUUGGAGAUGGUCCCCUGGGAUUCAGUCUAUCUAUAUGACAAUGCCGAUGAUGUUUGGAAUCAUUGGAGUACAUUGUAUACAGAAAUUUUGGACCAACAUGCACCGAUUAAGAAAAAGUGGGUUCGAAGUGACCAAUUGCCUUGGAUCACCCCUCAAAUCCAACAAGAAAUCUUGUUACACAAUAGACUGUUCAAGCGUCACAGCUGUAAAGCUUUUGAAUAA
Messenger RNA from Paramuricea clavata, 465 nucleotides. NCBI's taxonomy places the organism in Eukaryota, Metazoa, Cnidaria, Anthozoa, Malacalcyonacea, Plexauridae. The record is from the annotation of a GenBank genome assembly.